AACGGUACUAAAACGCGGGAUCGAACGAACCGGAGAUUGGUUUGCAAAAGUUCCAUUGACUUUUAAAAGAGAAAAAUUAGUGAGAAUUAGUGAAAAUGGUGGCGUUAGUGUUUUGUCUUUUGAAACACUCAAUAGCGUUGCUGCUUCUAAGCAUGUGUCUUGCUAUGCUGGUCCGGGACUCGAACGCGAGACCCCCCGGAAAGUCGGAGCCGGCGACUGGCAUCUUCUCCGAGUCCGCUCAGUGUAAAACAGACGACGAGCUAGUGGACUUAUGCCAGCGCUGCGCCAAGCUAACAAAAGGGAAGGACGCCUACAAGACUUGCUGCUCGGCAGACUUGAACGCCAGGAAGUGGUGUUAUGACUACGUCUACUUCGGAAGGGAAUGAAGAAGUGCCGAAAGAGGAACCAUGACUAAUUGUGGCUGGAGAAAUUACAACAAAAGAAAAAAAAUUAGUAGGUAAUACAAAAGACAACAUAAAAGACUUAGUGUACAGCCUCAGUGCGAGCGGCCAGCGGUGAGUGUAACGUUUCGUCGAGCGUCAAGACAUGGCGUCAUUCAUAGCUAUGAAUGAAUCAGCUGUUCAACGUAUUGUAAAGUGUCGCGGGUCCACUAAGGCCAGAGCACACCGGCUGCGUGUGCGUACGCUAAAAUGUUAGAGCCGUGCACGCACACGUCACGCUUGCGGUGUACCGCUUCUCAUAAGGAUCUGUAUAUUACAACGCGCACGUGCACGUCUGCGCACAUGCAUCGUGCACAGACCUUUAACGACAAUGUAUAUCAAGUUUAAAUUAUACCGAAAAAUAGAACUAAAAUUAAAUUAAUUUGGAGGAAUUUAUUUUUGACGCAUUACAAAAAAAAUUACGUAAGACUCAGACCAAUCAAAUUAUACUCGUAUUGAACGGGCCACUUAUGGAUUCGGUCGAAAAUUCAAUCAUCUCGCAACUUCACUUGAAGAUCAUCAUUAUGUAAUGAAAUAUGCCGAGCAAUUUUCGACUUGACCAACGAGAGUGAUCCGACUUAAUAUGUACAUAUAUUUAAGACAUUUUGGGUCAUUCUCUGAGAAUAUGUGUUCGGUGGCGUCUAAAUGCCACUCUUUAAUUAAAUCUAUGACCUUUUGUAUGGGUCGCGGCAAUUAGACCGCAUUUUUUGAGAAUGAUCCAUUUUUGUUAUGCUAAAACGUCGGAUUUAUGUAAAUAUAUGAUGACUCACGUUAAACCGGGCCGUGUCGGUGGA
Messenger RNA from Cydia splendana, 1234 nucleotides. RefSeq lists its product as uncharacterized. The transcript is spliced from 4 exons. Lineage: Eukaryota; Metazoa; Arthropoda; Insecta; Lepidoptera; Tortricidae. Bases 96 to 386 code for a protein of 96 amino acids. The record is from RefSeq and is a predicted model, not a curated record.